Messenger RNA from Clonostachys rhizophaga, 852 nucleotides. The record is from the annotation of a GenBank genome assembly. Lineage: Eukaryota; Fungi; Ascomycota; Sordariomycetes; Hypocreales; Bionectriaceae.
AUGCUGAUAGCCCUCCGCACUCGAAUCCAAACCCCGCAACCAAAGGAAGCAACCUACAUCGAUAUAUCUUCAUCAUUCAAACCCGGCUCUAUGGAGCCAAUCCUCUUACUCUGUACCUUUUUUGCGGUAUUGGUCUACCAUACGCGCAAAAGUGUACCACUCUAUGCUGCCAAGUUUCGCAAAGCCAGCAAUACUCCGUUAUACAUACAUAUGGUUGCUGGAGCUGCCGAGAUCAUUCGCUAUCACAUUACCGUCUUGACAGAUCAACCGUCCCCGGACCUCUUGGAUCUUGUACUUUGCUUGCUUCAAUCAGCAACCACACUGCAUCUAGCGAAAACCUUGAUCCGAGGAGACCAAACGACCCGUCCAACGUAUCAAGUUUCGGGUCUAACUCGCCCUUUCCUAACGUUGGCUGCUCUCUAUACAAAUAACGAGCAGCUCCACCGCGGUUCCGUCAAGCUGGUCAACGGUUUCAUCUAUGUGAGGCUGAUCAUCUUUUCUUACCGCGUUCUGAAGUUGGACCGUGUUUUCACGGGCCCCGCCGUAUACGCACACGCCAUUUUCAUAGGCGGUCUACUCGCCGUUUAUGAAGCUGGGUUUCCAUUCGGGGUACCCGCGUUUGUGAUCCAAGUCGGUCUUAUAACUUCGUUGCAUAGAUUCGUGGCGGACUACGUGCAGAGAAGGACCCGCAGGGCUACAGGACACCGACCACAACAUAUCGAGUUAGGCGUUCAUGUUAGACUCCUCUUAUUUGCCGGCCUAGCCGACCUUCAAACCGUAAAAUGGUAUCAAAAGCCACCUGAAUUGAUGUCUAGGAUAAAUGACUCAUACGGUACCAAUCAGGAGGCCUAG